This is a messenger RNA of Dracunculus medinensis (Guinea worm), 702 nucleotides long. The record is from the annotation of a GenBank genome assembly. Lineage: Eukaryota; Metazoa; Nematoda; Chromadorea; Rhabditida; Dracunculidae.
AUGAUCUUUUUUGUUUGGUCACUUUUAUUAUCAGCUGUACAAUAUGCUAGACGUCAUCGUCUUAACUCGAUACUUUCCCAAUAUUUUUUAACGCAAUAUUCGCAAAAGACGAUGCUUGUCUUUCGUAAAACCUCAUCCUUAUCCGUAGCUGCUAGAAAUAUUUCCAGGAGAUUGGAAUAUGGAAAUACGGCAUUAUGGAAAAUGAACAGUGAACCAUGUCUUCCAUACGAUUCGGAAGCCUCAAUUUUAUAUCGAAACGAGCAACUUGAAAUUGUCGUCCAACCAACCGCGUUGGAUUUUCAUAUUUCGGAUUGGCAGAUAAUUGCUCAACCACCAAGAAGAUAUUCCACACGUAUAUCGUUUAUUGCUUCACUUGGCUGUGUGACUACGAACAAUAAAAAUAAUGGAGAAGUUGAAGAAGACGCUUUAUCAUCGAUGAAUGUACUUAUUAAUGACAAUUCUUUGGUUGCUGCUAGUCAAAAACAGUUGAACGACUUUAACCAUUUCGAACCAUUUUUGAUGAUUUCAUAUCAGAUCAGACAAUUAUGCAAGAAACUUGGUCAUCAUCGUAGCCGACCAUGGGAAAUUCUAUACGAUUGUGAACUUGAAGAUUUCUAUGCUAUAGCUUUUGCAUGGAUCGAGAAUUCAUUACUCGAUAUCGGUGGUAAAGCUCGGGUGAAAACUAUCAAAAAUUUAAUAUAA